CGCCGCGGACUAUUCCCGCAGCAUCGGCCGUUGGACCCAUAAGCGCACGUCCACGCAUUUGUCCACACGCGCGUAUACACGCGUACACGUCCCGGUUCGGUGCGCGACCUCCGCACGAUCUUUCGCAGGACCCGACCAGCACCGAUCGCGCGUACGCGAUCGUAGGAGUAUAUGUAGCUGUCUACGCGUGCGCGGUUUUUUUCGACCCCUUUUUUUGAUCCCCCGCGCGAAAGAAAAAGGAGAACCGCGUGAGCAAUCGGUGCACGAAGUGACGACAGCCUCCCUCCGCGACCCUUCGCUCGUCGGAAGGGGAUCCACUCGCGAUCGGUAUCCAUCACCAGUGUCCGCGGCAUCGGUCGACAACGAGUCUCUCAGGUUCGAGGGAAGUGCGCGAACGAGCGAGUCUCCGAUGAUCCUUUUGAUGCGUCGCUCGGAUUUCAUGCGGCAUCAUUGAAUCGCGUAGAGAUCGGUAACUUCGGCUGGCUUCGAAGUAGCCAAGAGAGUAGCAGAAGUGGUGAAGUGUGCGAAGUGCCCGGCCAGUUUCUGAUCGACAAUCGAAUCCGGUGGAACGUAAGCGGAAGAAAUGGCAUCGGCGGCAGCGGAAUUAGUGGCGGAAAGGGAGCCGGAGCUCAGGCUCGAGAUGACGGACUCAAACAGGACAUUCGUAGGGGCCCAGGGCUUGGUCAAGAUGGCCCUAGAUCAAUACACGGAGAUUCUUGCGACAGUCUCGGAUCCGCGUGUCAGCGACUGGCCGCUGAUGGACUCGCCUAUACCGACAAUCCUCAUUGUGCUCCUUUACAUAUACGGCGUUGUCAUAUUCGGCCCGCGUAUGAUGGCCAACAGAAAGCCCUACAAACUCAGAAACGUCCUGGUAGCGUACAACGCAUUUCAAGUCGUCUUCUCGCUAGGGAUGAUGUACGAGCAUUUGAUGUCUGGAUGGCUACUUGACUACAGUUACAAGUGUCAACCGGUCGAUUAUUCUCACAAUCCAUCCGCUCUGAGGAUGGCGAACCUCUGUUGGUGGUACUUCAUCAGCAAAUUUACAGAAUUCGCUGACACGAUAUUCUUCGUGUUGCGCAAGAAGGACAGCCAGGUGACAUUCCUGCAUUUGUACCAUCACUCUCUCACACCUUUGGAGACGUGGAUAUGUGUGAAAUUUAUCGCGGGCGGUCAUGGUACUUUGGGAAAUCUUAUAAACAACGCGGUACAUGUCAUCAUGUACGCGUAUUAUAUGUUAGCAGCUAUGGGUCCAGAAUAUCAAAAGUACUUAUGGUGGAAAAAGCAUUUGACCACAGUACAAUUGGUGCAGUUCUUCGUGGUAUUCGUGCACAGCGCGCAGGCCCUCAUUUUCGACUGUGGUUAUCCGAAACUGGUGGCGGGUCUACUUCUACUUCACUCGACGAUCUUCUUCGUGCUCUUCUCUGACUUCUACAGGACUGCUUAUCGUAGAGGAAAGUCUGCAAAGGAAUUUAAGGCUGAAUAAAAUACAUGAAGGAUGAUAUGGAGAAAAAAAAUCUUCGUUCUUAUGUUGAACGAAAAUAUACACAACAUAUACACAUAUCAUGAAUUCGUUCAAAUGUAGCUCCCUUCUACACCGGUGAAUCGACUUCGAAAGCCUGUCUCCAUGCUUCGUUAAUCUACAGAUAAAUAUAUAUAUAUUCAAAAUAUACCAUUGCAAAAGGAAACUUUAAAUACAAGCAAUGAAGAAAAUAUCACAAUUCUUAAUGUAAAAGUGAUGAAAUUAUCAAAGGUGAGAAGAAAGAAGUAUACGAUGAUGAGUAAAAAAGUGUAUUACCGCACCUCUUUUGCGUCAAUACUUUCAUAUAUUUAUAGCAUUUUCAUUUAUAUAAUUAUAUAUGUAUAUAUAU
Messenger RNA from Nylanderia fulva, 1868 nucleotides. RefSeq names its product very long chain fatty acid elongase AAEL008004. Gene Ontology annotation, cellular component: endoplasmic reticulum membrane. Gene Ontology annotation, molecular function: fatty acid elongase activity. Gene Ontology annotation, biological process: fatty acid elongation, monounsaturated fatty acid; very long-chain fatty acid biosynthetic process; fatty acid elongation, polyunsaturated fatty acid. Lineage: Eukaryota; Metazoa; Arthropoda; Insecta; Hymenoptera; Formicidae. The record is from RefSeq and is a predicted model, not a curated record.